AAGUGGUGAUAUGCCAAGUCAAGAAUCAACCCUUUAUUGGUUUUAGCUGGUUUCUGGCGUGGUACAGUUAAACAAAACAGAGAUUGGUGCCGUGUUUCCCGAUGGCCCCUUAUGUAGAUAAGCUGAGCUGACAGUAAAGGGGGAUUUUGAGACGGAUUGCUAGCAGAAUUCGUUGAAUGUUCACUUUUCAUUGAUUUUAUGUAACUGUUGAUGUUAGACUAUGACAUAUGAAUUGCGAAUGCGACAAGAAAAGAAAAAAGAAAAAAAGAAGCCACUUAUAGAUCCAAUCAAGGAGUUUCACUGCAUACGAUACACGGCGCCAAUAACCUCUCUCAGCACUUAAUAGGUUACAAUGCCCAGUAUUUACCGAUUAGCGGGCGUCUCCGCUACAGCAUUAUUCUUAAUAGCCAUCUUUUUCUUCACGAAUCCCGUCGACGUGGAAUACCAAUGGCACCGCUUCUCUCCAACCACCAAGAACCAGACCUCUCCAGAUGGAAACCCCGCCAUCGCGGGCGGCAUGCCCUUACGUAUCAUGUUCAUAGGCGCCUCGGUCACGCGCGGUGAAGUCUCGGCUGGCGAUCAGGGAUACAGGAAACAGCUUCGCGAAAAGCUUACAUCACUGGGGAAUCCCGUUAAUUGCGUCGGCUUUAAUCGGUUUGGCGACUUUCCCGACAACGACCUGGAAGGCUACGGCGCCAAGCGAAUCAGGCACCUCCACGAACACGCGAAACAAGCCGUGCCGUACCUACAGCCGAACCUCAUCUUAGUACAGGUCGGCACGAGCGAUUGUUUCCAGAAGGACGACACCGUGAACAUAUUUACGCGCAUGCGCGAGUUCGUCGACUACAUGCUGGAAGCGUCGCCGCGGGCCACGGUCAUCAUGUCGACGCUGGUGACCACGCCGAACCAGGAGUUCGAGCCCUGCAUGAAGAGCGCGAACGCGCAAAUCCGCCAGGUCGCCGCAGAUCUGAUCCGCGAAGGAAAGCCGGUCGCGAUCGCGGAGAUGCACUACGACCAGGGCCUUCCCAGCCGCCCUCGGCCGGAGGAUAUCGGCAACGACCAGAUUCACCCCACGAACGAGGGCUACUUUAUGAUGGGCGACAUCUUCAUGGAGAAGAUCCGCGAGGUGGAACAGAGGGGUCUCCUGAAAUAUCCGGUCAAGAAUGGCAUCCCUGAAGACGGCGAGCAAGGUAGGGAGGUCGAGGACCAGUUGAAAGAGAAGGCCGAGAAGGAACACCCUCUGGAUAUGUGAGCGAUGGAUGGCCAAGGCUUGGGACAAAAAGAGGUCUAUAGAAUAAAAGGUAUCAUCCGCUCGUCGGGACGGUCCGAUGAGCGGGAUCUAGAAUGCCUUUGUAGGCUUGGGUCGCUAUCCGACACGUUAUCCGACAAUGAGUUUGCGUCGGAGCCAGAAUAAAGUGAAAGUUUGUACUUGUGUAUAUCCUAUGGAUGUGCAGUAGAAUUCCCGUUUAGAUCUUAGCCAGGAACCAUUUUGCUGCAGAAUCCCAAGAUCUGCAAAGCAAAGGAAAAAAGAAACAGCGAAAAUACUGGGCUGCACCGAUGUCGAGCAGGUGUUUACUGCACGUCACUAGC
Molecule: messenger RNA, 1590 nt
Organism: Hypoxylon fragiforme
Lineage: Eukaryota; Fungi; Ascomycota; Sordariomycetes; Xylariales; Hypoxylaceae
Product: carbohydrate esterase family 3 protein
Exons: 3
Coding region: 353-1252 (299 amino acids)
Molecular function (GO): phosphatidylcholine lysophospholipase A1 activity
Source: RefSeq, a predicted model, not a curated record